GACAGACGGACUGCCAGUCCUGGGCAAGCGGCCCGGCCUGGAAAGGGCGGGGCCUCCCGGCUCCGGGGCUGGGCUUUGGCCAAAAGCUCGCAGCUGAGGGCACCGAGAGCGCAGAGCGUGGAGGGCGCGGAGCGGAGUACAGCAGGCUGGAGAGGGACGUAAACACCGAGGGUCGCCGCCCGCUGCCGCGUCCAAGCGGAGCCAUGCAGCCGCGGGGCUGAGCGGCCCGAUGGCGACCAGGGCGCAUGGAGAACUUCCGUAAGGUGCGCUCCGAGGAGGGGCCGGAGGCGAGCGGCUCGGGCGCGGGGCCCUUCGCCGACCUGGCGCCCGGCGCCGUGCACAUGCGGGUCAAGGAGGGCAGCAAGAUCCGCAACCUGCUGGCCUUCGCCACCGCCAGCAUGGCGCAGCCGGCCACGCGCGCCAUCGUCUUCAGCGGCUGCGGCCGGGCCGCCACCAAGACUGUCACGUGCGUCGAGAUCCUGAAGCGCCGCCUGGCGGGGCUGCACCAGGUCACGCGGCUGCGCUACCGGAGCGUGCGCGAGGUGUGGCAGAGCCUGCCCCCGGGCCCCGACCACCCACCUGCCAGCCUCAGUGUCCUCAAGAACGUUCCUGGCCUCGCCAUCCUGCUGUCCAAGGACGCUCUGGACCCUCUCCAGCUCGGCUACCAGCCCCCCGGUUCCCGCCCCAGCCUGCCAUCCCCGCCCGCCGCGCCGACGGCCAAAAGGGGUCCCGGGGACCCCGCAGCUGAAGAGGGCGCCCCGAAGAGGUCACAGCCCGAGUCGGGGGCUGGAGACGAGGACCGCACGGCGGGAGCUCCCUGAGCCACCUGGGCCGCUGGAUCUUCCGCGCCUCCACCUUCAGACACACCUCCAACUUCCACGAUUCGGUCCUCAAGCGCCCACAUCCUGGAUACAGCACCUCAGACCAGCAGCAUGAACCCCACCGAGACUAGAGAGGGGAUCCAGGAGUGGCAGGAGAGGACCCAGACCAACCCAAGGAGGUUUGGUGGGAGGUUGCUCCCAAGAGGUGGAGCUCCACCUUCGGCAUUACAGGACCAUCUUGGGAUCUUCCUAGGAAGAGAACGGUAGGCAGAGGACUCCGAGCCUUGUUUGGGACCUUGUGGUUUAAAGACAUCCAGCUUCGUGGAGGGGACCCGGACUCCACACCCCAGAAGAGCUCUUGGAAUUGCUCCUGCGCUGAUAGAGGAGCUCCCAGGCCGAGAAACUGACUGUUUGAGGGUAGCAGAAUCGGAUGUUGAGCCUGUCUGUGUUCUGCCCCCCUCUCUGAGACCAGUUCCCGUUUUACUUUCAUGCUGUUAUAACAUCCCCUUCCCCAGGCUGUCCCGGAGGGAGAGACCCACGAUGGAACUUUCCCUACCUGAGCCCCGCAGCUGGAAUCUUACUUCCAAUAAAGCAAAUGCCAAAAUG
Chinchilla lanigera (long-tailed chinchilla) is the source of this 1427-nucleotide messenger RNA. RefSeq names its product ribonuclease P/MRP 25kDa subunit (gene Rpp25). Bases 246 to 821 code for a protein of 191 amino acids. NCBI's taxonomy places the organism in Eukaryota, Metazoa, Chordata, Mammalia, Rodentia, Chinchillidae. Gene Ontology annotation, biological process: tRNA 5'-leader removal. The record is from RefSeq and is a predicted model, not a curated record. The transcript has a single exon. Gene Ontology annotation, cellular component: ribonuclease MRP complex. Gene Ontology annotation, molecular function: RNA binding.